ACGAGUCAGGAUUUUAUGGAUCAGACUACAAUGACUACAACAACUGCAACAACUAUGGCUCCGAGUCCAAAUACACCAAAAUCUAGCGAUUCGAUUUCGUUCAAUGCGAAUUCGAGAUCGAAAAGCUGUACGAAACGGAAGACAAAUGGCACUCGUGAAGAUCCUCAAAAGACCGCAAUGGACGAGAAAGUUGGCGAACAGCCAGUCGUCCCGAACUCAAAAAGUCCAGAAGACAAUAAGAAAAAAGAGAAGGACUUUGGGUUGAAAAGCGAAGAAGUUCCUGUGAAAAUUGUCAAAAAGAAAGUGGAACCACCGAAGAAAGAGGAACAGGAAGCCAGUGUUUUUGAGGUGAUUUAUUUUGUGCAAAAUGGUGUGUAUGGGGAUACUGUAGUUCUAAUAGAAGACCACCAAAACUUUGAGCUCCAUUAUCUCAAUUCCUUAGACAACUUUUUGAUAUCUUUCACAGGAAUCAAAAUAAUUGAGCUCAAAGUUAGCGGUUUGGGUGGGUAUCUAACAGAGGAAGUCGAAGGUCCUGCUGCUCCUGCCCAAUCUGGAACUCAUGGCAUCAAAAAUAAAAUGCGCUGGAAAAUUGAUGUCGAGGGAGCGGAUGUAAACGGAGAUCAGAAGAUGUCAAAGGUUCUGGAGAAAAUGGCUCAAUUGAGAAAAAAUAGCAAAAUGAAGAAGUGCAAAGCGGUUGAUGAGAAAAAGGCAAAAGUUCCGAUGAUGGCACUUCUAAUGGCUUGCAAGGAUCUUCUGUACGUUUCAUGGUCAAAACCAAAUCAUGAAGUGGAAUAUACAUUGGACGGCACUUGGGCUGGUAUGACUGUCAAAAAGGGAACCGGAGCGGCUGUUCAGAACAGCAUGGAACUUUUUCAUCACUCAGGGAAAAAAAUCUUUUCAAAAAAACGGGCACACUGGGGUCCCAAAGUGGGUCAAAAUGCGCGUCCCAGUAAAUUUUGCAAAAAUUUUCAAUUGGCUGCCGAGUCACGCUGGCUGAGGAUCAAACUUUUAAACGACGAGCGAAAAAAAGCGCGCGUUGCAACCAGUUGA
Molecule: messenger RNA, 1050 nt
Organism: Caenorhabditis briggsae
Lineage: Eukaryota; Metazoa; Nematoda; Chromadorea; Rhabditida; Rhabditidae
Exons: 9
Source: RefSeq, a predicted model, not a curated record